AUGGAAAGCCAAUGCAGCAUUGUCAACGUCGCUGUGCAAAACAGGGACACGCAACCUUUCGGACACGCCACUGGAGGCUAUUUGCAAAUCACUGGCUGCCUACAGCAUAUUGACUCGAUACGGCUCGUGGAAGCGCACGAACUCACCCAGUUGUGGGCCGAACAGCAUUAUGAGUUCUUGCAAGAUGAUCGAGUUGUCGCGACUGGUAUGCUUGACUGCUCAAACACAUGCAAUUGUACCGACUGUAGGCAGCGCAGAUCAUCUAGAGAAUACCACAAACCACAAGCGGAGCACGAGAUUUGGGUCCUCCUGCUAGGAGCUGCCCACGUUGAUCCGAAGGCCACCGAUGUGGAAGGCUUUGAUGAAGAUACUAAUAGAGAAAACACUGACGAUAGCUCCGACAGGGGGUGUACCGACGAAGAUACUGAGGAGGCUACCGACGGAGAUACUGAGGAGGCUACCGACGAAGAUACCGACGAGGCUACCGACGAUGAGGCUGCUUACGAUGAGGCUGCUUACGGUGAGGCUAUUGACUACGAGGCCCUCAACGACAACUGCUCAUCAGAUUCUAUGCUGCUUGUCUCUUCAGAUCCGUGGAUUGUCGGACUUGUUCUUACGCCUGCAGAGCGGCCUGGAGCAGAGGCCAUAUACCGUCGCGUGGGUAUGUUUUGCAUAGAGUCUGCUCCGAAGUCAGAGGACCAGAAGCCAAUGUCUAUGGAAUACCACCGUCAGGUUCUUGAGUCCCGCCUGAAGGACGGACAGAACCAGCAAACUUACGUCUCUCCUUCCGACAACAUAAUGUCUCCGGCCACACAGAAGCUCAACGCCUUCAAGAGCAAGCAAGUCGGCAUAAUGAAGAGCAAGUCGAAACCACAGUCACUCUUUGCGAAGACAACAUCGAGGAACGCGGACACCGCGAAAGAAGGCGCCAUGUUCGCCGACAUACCCAAGAACAAUUAA
Molecule: messenger RNA, 960 nt
Organism: Coniosporium apollinis CBS 100218
Lineage: Eukaryota; Fungi; Ascomycota; Dothideomycetes
Exons: 4
Coding region: 1-960 (319 amino acids)
Source: RefSeq, a predicted model, not a curated record